UCCCGUUUUCCAUUCCGCGCUCGGCGAGACGAGGAACGCGAGUGCGAGCGGAGAGUCGAGGACAAAGUCGGGGAGGUGAUAAACGCUACGACCGGAUAUCGGAUCUCGUCAUCGCUUGAAAUACCGUCGCGAAUCACGGGAGGAAACGGGCGGAUGCGUCGUUCGUCGCACGGUGAUGCCGCCGCCGCCGCCGUCGUCGUCGUCGUCGCCGCGAACUUGGUCCACGCGCCGCUUGUUCUGCUGCGUUAAUAACCGCGAUCGAACGGAAUAUUUCGCUCGCGCUCUAAUGGCUCGCGCUGAUAGAGCGCGAGGGUGACACGAGAACGCGGUGAGGAGUCCCGCAGCGCGGAGAAUCGAAUCCCUCCCUUCUGGCACUCGCCGUCUCCUCAGGACGUCUCCACGGAUACUGGAUUAGAGAUAACGCUUUGUACUACGCCGAGAAACGUACAGAGUCACUCGUGUUCUAGAGAGGGAGUCGUAGCUUUGUACGUGUUUAACGUCACUGUACCGGAGCGAUGUUUGUAAAUACUGUACCAAAGGGACUUCCAAGUGUGAGAUAGAAUACUUAGUUAUGGAGGAUAGCAUGAGCGUAAAGUCCAUGGAAUCAGUGGCGACAAGUGACGAAUACGAAUUUGUAAAUGAAAAGGGUACUAGCAAGCAGCAGCAAGCUAUUUUGGAACCACCCAUGUUGAAAAUCGCCAACAACGGCAAUCUGGAGGAUUUGCAGAAUAAUCUACGCGAGAUCUUGACAGAAGAUUCAAAGAUGGAGGGUGGUGAGUUUAAAGCGACAGGAGCUAGCCAACAAAAUCAAGAAAAGAUGAAGAAAGUGGGCCACAGCAAAUUCUACGACGUUAGUACCUGUGUUGUUGCAUCGGAGAAGCAGGAUAUCAUGAAGCCUGAAGAUUACCUCGAGGAAGAAUUAAAUGCGUUGUUGCACGUCCAACAAGAAUGCACUAUUUUCAAUGGUGUCACUUACCUGGGAGCAGCCGCAAUAAACGCACCAAAAUCAGAAUGCGAAAUACAGCGGAACAUGAAUAUACUGAACGCAGAGCAAUCUCUGAAUUUAGGAAUAAAGAUUUCUGUCUCAGUGCCGAGCAGUUCGCAGGGUUCGGUGGUUUUGUACGAUGCUGGAACGCAGCAAGCCAUCGCGCGUUACGAGGUGCAACGCAUUCUGUUUUACGCACGAGGCGAGAGUACCGGUUCCUGUGCGGCGUGUUUCGCUUUCACGUGGUCACACGGUGACACGUUAGAGUCUGCCAUUUAUCAGUGUCAUGUUUUCCGCUGUGACAUACCGGAGGCGGUCGGACAAGUGUCAGCCUGCUUCUCGAAAGCAUUUCACAGAAUACCGCGUUCAAUGACGAGUUCCCUGACGGGCAGUGAUUUCAGUGGUUUUAACGCUGGUAGCGAAAAAAUUAAUUCCAGAGUGUUUAUUUUUGAAGUUACUAUGGAAAUAAAAGAGGAAGACGGAAAAGGUGGUUUCAGCACAGUCCCUAAGGAUAGAAAUUGUUUUAAGUUACGAAGUAACGUGGCGAAACAAGUCUGCUUGAGCAUUCAGCAAGUAUCCAGUAAAGAGGGUGGCAUUACGCUCGAAGUCGAGAGAUGCUUUGGAGUACUUGUUAGCCCUGGGCGAAAUGUUAAACACAGCGAUAUGCGACUACUUGAGAUGGUAAACAGAGACACACACCAGCAAGUUAACUUUAUGUCUAUAAUCAGCUCAGAUGUUCGCAAUAUUACAACGAUUUUGCAGCAAGUUAAUACUGGACCAAUAAUGCAAGACAAACAGUGCUAUAACAUCUGUGGACGUUGGGAUCCCGCGGAUCCCGCUUUGGAAACUCUUAAUAUAGAAACUCCCAGAGAGGGUAAAAUUUUCAUGACAGUUGCCGUUGAUCUCGUUAUCCGAGACAUCCGAGAACCCGUGAGAUUUGUCAUAGAAACGUCGGUUAAGGUAUAUCCACAAAACGAGAGAUUUUGGUAUUUUAACAAAAGAAAUCUUGUGCAACAGUUUUAUCUCAAUUCUAAAGAGGUAAUUUCUGGGGAUGGUGCCGAGGUACAUUAUGAAGUACAAAGUAUAGAAACAUCUGGUGAAUUAGAUAGAAACAGAUUAAAUCUGGCUUUGAAUCUGGCGUCCUUAAUUAGAUCACCUUCCUUAACUAGUAUCGACACGCUCACGCCUAAAGAAGAAAUCGAUUCAGACGGAGACGAGCCCAUGUUAAGUGGUACAGGCGAGGUUUCUAAGGACUGUUCAGCAGACGAGUUGGCCAGCUGGGCUGAAGUUUUAGAUAGCUGGCAGGUGAACGAACAACGUCCGAAACUUCUUAUAAAACUCACGAAACAAGGGAUUCCCGAGGCCUUGCGCGGUGAAGUUUGGCAACGUUUAAGUAACUGUGACAACUCGCAAGAGAUGAUGGAUAAAUAUAGGAUGUUGAUUACAAAAGAAAGCAGUUGCGAGAGUGUGAUUUUAAGGGACAUCAACAGAACGUUUCCAGCCCACGAUUUCUUUAAAGAAACAGGUGGCUUAGGGCAGGAUUCUUUAUACAGAAUAAGUAAAGCGUAUGCCGUUCAUGACGAAGAGGUCGGAUAUUGCCAGGGCCUUAGUUUCUUAGUUGCUAGUCUGUUGCUGCACAUGCCGGAAGAACAAGCGUUUUGCGUUCUGGUCAAACUAAUGUACGAUUACGGUCUUCGAGAUUUAUACAAGGAUAGAUUUGACAACCUUUACAUGCGAUUUUAUCAGUUGAAUCGCUUGAUAGAAGAUCAAUUGCCAGAACUCUAUAAGCAUUUCUGUGAUCGCGGCGUAGAGACGCACAUGUUCGCCGCACAAUGGUUUCUAACUCUAUUUACCGCUAGAUUUCCAUUAUAUCUGGUCUUUCAUAUUUUGGACGUAUUUCUCUUACAAGGACUCGACACAUUAUUCCAGGUUGCUCUCGCUUUGUUAAUGUUGUGUAAAAAGGAACUAUUACAGUUGGACUUCGAAAGUAUAUUGAAAUACUUCCGAGUACACUUACCGAAACGUUGCCGAAACGAAGAGGUGGCACGCUAUGUUAUGAAGUUAGCUUGUUCAGUGACGUUAAAGAAGUUGAAGAAAUACGAGGCAGAAUUUAUGACACUGAAAGAGGCGCAAGAAAAUGCUGAUGAAUACAGUAACGAGGUGGAGCAGUUACGCGGUACAGUGGCUAGAAAUGAGGAAGAGAAACAAAGAUUGGAGGCAGAGCUAUUGCAAAUCAAAGAGAUGUUACAACGCGAGGUAGCUCGGGCAGAUGCUGAAAGCCGUAGAAGCAAUGUCAUCAUAGCCGAAUACAAGCAGAUCUGCCAGCGUUUGGAGGACGACUACAACGCUGCAAAGACAACGUUGAGCGAAUUACGAGCGAAGGUAUCAAAGUGCGAAAAAUGUAGAACAUGUAUAAUGGAUUCGUCCAAUAUACUAGCAGACAUCGCGCAUCCUUUAGAAAAUCGGAUAGACCCCAUGCUGCACAGAGUGCAGGAAAGAGUGCGCGAGCUGGAGUUGGAAUUGGCACAGACCAAGUUGGCACACGUCGAAGCUGAAUGCCGGAAUCAGGAUUUGACGCAUCAAUUACACGCGACUGCUUCCGAGCUGCAAGCCGCACGGAACAGUUGGCCAUGGCUCAGUAAAACCUUGUCCAGCAUAAAGGAAGCAGCUAACAAGAGGGAAGUUAUGACUCCAACUGCGCUGAGAGAUCUAAGACGCGACAGCGCACCUGGAGGCGAUUUACACCACUUGAUACAUUCGCGAAGCCGCGAAACGCGCGACAGUCUCAAGGAAGUUGUGUGAUGUGCAACAAAAUGCCAAUAGGAGGGGAAGAAUACGUACAACUCGGAGACGAGUCACAUGCCAGGUGCAAAUAUAUGAACGUUACGUAUGUCCGUAGUUACAUGUAAUGUACGACUCAAUCUGUUAAACAAACCUCGAUGUAUUCUUUGUCACGUUCUUCACACAUAUCGCACAUUAAGUGCUCUGCCGACCUCACUUACGUACCGCUAAUACUACAUCGAAUGUUAUUUCCGUCGCGAUUUUUAUCGUAUUUUAAACGUAGAAUAAUUUCUGUGAUCUUUUUUUUCAGUACGACGUGUGUAAGCGCUUACUAAUAUUAUUUUACUAAUUCUUUUCUUCCUUUCAAUCAGUUUUUAUAAAAAAAAUUUGCACGCUACGCGGAUUUUUAAUGGAUCUGCCGAGGAAGAAAUCACGUUACGUACGUCAACCACGACAAAUUAUUUACAAUAAUAAAACAUAAAAGUAGGUAUAUAUAUAUACAUACGCCGCGUUUUGUAUGAAACUAGUCUAAGUAUGACAGGGACAAAAUGAUGUAGAGACGUGUACAUACAGUGCUUUCAAGUAACACGACAAAUGCGCGAUUGCGGAGAUGAGGAUAUUUAUAUUAUAACAGACAGCCACACGAGAAACUCUCUUCAUUUUCUUCUUUUCUACUACUAAUUUUAUCUGAAUUAUAACGUAACAUUCCGACGUAAUGUAUGAGUGCGUUCUCUUCCAUAGAAGUUAUUUAUCAUUAUUAUUAAAUCUGCUGUUCUGCAAUGACUUCUGUUCACUUGAUGUAAUCGGCGAUAAUUGUAUGUACAAUUACGAUAAUUCUAAUGACCCACAGAUAGCGUUAGGUUUAAUAUUAAGAGCUUUCACUAUUUUAGUUUUAUAUACCUUCGUCACUAACAAACGCGCGAGACAUGUAACAUUUAUUUUUGGUUCCAUUAUGAGAUAUUAAUAAUAGAAAUAUAAUAAAAUAGAUUGCGCGUGUAAAUUACACAAUAGAUGCGAGAUACUCAGAAUCUUGUUUAGUUACAAUUUGCACUUUGUUUUGAUAAAAGUCUGUAGUAAAGACAGUACUAAAGCUAUAGAUUAUUAAGGCACUACUUAAAGAUGCAAUUCCAUUGGUGUGUAAUUUUGUCUGUAGCUUAUAAGUGUUUCACACAACAAUAAACUUGCUAUAUACUUGUAGCACAUUCUUGACUAUCAAACUUAGCUUCGUAAGUUGUGCCAUUUACUUAAGUAUCGAUACGUUUAUUCGUACAGAUCUACAGGCAGCAUAAAAACAAUUAAAAACGUUACGCAAAAGAUAUUAUUUCAACUGUCUAUAUUAUUACAAUUACAGGACGCUUUGGUGCCAUUAAGUUAUGCAAUGCGAUUCACUUGAAACAAAUGAGAUUUAUUUUAUACCUAUUGUUUAUUCCAUUUUUCGAUUUGUCUGAAUCGAAUUUUGUUAGGACGUAUAAUUAACGAGUAAUACGUACACGAUUGCAAGCAAAGUUUAUGGUCACGUUUGCUUAUACUCUAGCGAUUAACUACUUGUAUUAUUCAAAAUGGAAGACUUUAUUUCUGUAAAUAUAUUAAAAACAGUCAAGAUCGUCUACUAACAGAAUCAUGUAAAGUUUUAGGGUAACUACGUAUAAACCAUUGUAUACCCUGUAAUUUCAUUCCACUAUUAUUGAAAUAAAGAUGGCUACCAACGUC
This is a messenger RNA of Ooceraea biroi (clonal raider ant), 5476 nucleotides long. It is a transcript of the gene GAPcenA, whose product is annotated as GTPase activating protein and centrosome-associated. Gene Ontology annotation, molecular function: GTPase activator activity; small GTPase binding. Lineage: Eukaryota; Metazoa; Arthropoda; Insecta; Hymenoptera; Formicidae. The record is from RefSeq and is a predicted model, not a curated record. Gene Ontology annotation, biological process: regulation of GTPase activity.